AUGAAUAGUCAUUUGAUGAAAAAGAUGGUUUAAAGAUAUUAUUUUCAGGUAGUUAUAAGAAGAAGAAAAAAUAACAGUAAAACAUAAAUAUUAAUAACAAUAAACAUAUCAGUAAAAGAAACUGGUUUAUAAGCAACAUCUGUUUUCUAGAAGAAAAAAAAAAGGGACAUUAAACAAAAACUGACGUUUAAAGUAAAAAAGGCGAUAAGAAACAAAAACUGAAACUGACACGACUAAUUAUCCACCUACAUCCCAACAAACAUGUGCAGCUACAAGAGCAAAAGCCAAAAAGGCAUCGCCAGACACAAGUACGAAACAUGUGAUAUGUGACUCUCGGUAAUAUCGCCUGUAGUCCUAUAAAUACCCAUCUCUAUUAGCCCAUAGACUCACCCUACAAUACAAGCUGCCCGCCGCAUUGGAGAAGUGGAGGCGUUGCGUUUGCGAGUCGAGACCUGUCUUCUCCCUAGCAAGUCUUGUUCUGCGUGACACACAGGAGACUUUGCGAGCAUGGAGGGGACUCCGAAAGACACAGUCAGUAGGUACAAGAUCAUGAACGGAAGAAAGUCCAAACAGAAAUUGUUAGUUCAAGAGGCUGUAUUAAGCAUCAAUGUUAUCGAAUUAGUGAUUCACCAGAUAAUUAGCUUUAUCAGAACUAAGGUUUUGAUAGAGACCAAUAUUGACAGACACAUUGGAAUAAAUGUGUGCUGUGUAUUAUACAACCUUGGGUCAUGCUUCUCUCGGAUAGAUUUCAAAGGUAAAAAUACUGCUAUCCUAGAGAAGGACGAUGAAAUCAUCUCUGCAGCAUCUAUAAGAAUACAUGGAACAAGGAUGGCGGAGAUGCCAUUUGCGGCAACCCAACAGAAGUUUGGGAGAAAAUUCGUAACUAGUUGCCAUUGAAUCUCUAACAAUUUACAUAAGACAAGCUGAUUUGUGAGUGUGACUCUAAACUGAAAGCAAGGAAGAAAUAUUUUUUAUAAUCAGAGUAUACAAGCAGGCCCCCUGGAAGACAAGCGUAUGCAAUAUUCAUAAACGGGAACUUGGUUGAACUGCGCAAAUGGCAUAAGUAGUGUUGGCAGCUGCAAGCUCAAGUAUAGGAAAGCUCUCCUAAGAAUGUGGCUAAUGAAGACAAGCACAUAACAUCAGUAUUUGUGUCAAGUAAUCUAUUCAAUAUUCCAAAACAGGAAUAAGAUUACGUUGAUCAAAUGGCUCUACUUGGCGCAGCUGCAAACUCAAAUGGAUAUUGCUAAGUUCGUCCCCUAAAAAGACAAGCAAACAAGAAUGAUGUUACCAUGUUCGAAUGGCUGAAUGAGGUUGGGGCAGCAAGCUCAACUGGGAAUUUGCAAUUGGUAAGGCAAAAGGGGCUUAUCCUCCUAUAAAUAUUUAUGUAAUUGUAUAACAAUUCCUUGCAUGUAAAUGUUUCUAGGCACGGACAUGUUAUUAUAAGGUAAAAAAAUAUUGGCCCCCAACAUCUAAACUUUUCUUUGCUUGAAUUCUAUGUUGCCGUUGUGGUUAACAUGGUGAAAGUAGUGCCAUUUCCGGU
Messenger RNA from Prunus persica (peach), 1540 nucleotides. RefSeq names its product increased DNA methylation 1-like. Gene Ontology annotation, biological process: negative regulation of DNA-templated transcription. The transcript has 6 exons. Lineage: Eukaryota; Viridiplantae; Streptophyta; Magnoliopsida; Rosales; Rosaceae. The record is from RefSeq and is a predicted model, not a curated record. Bases 508 to 897 code for a protein of 129 amino acids. Gene Ontology annotation, molecular function: transcription corepressor activity.